UACGAACGUUUAUAGAAAUCCAAACCUAUCCAAUCCACAUGGCAUGUUGACUUUCGUUUGCUGAAGGUCUGAAGGGUAUACGCGAAGAUGGGCAGCCAAGCCAUCUGGGGGUCGGGCCGCAUGGCAACUUCAGUCUUGCAGCGUAUACUUGGCCCUCAGUGUCGCAGUGCUGCAGUGACAUUGCAGUUGCGGCCAAGUUCGUCGAAGGCCCCUGAACCGGCUUCUUCAGAACCUGGCCAAGCGACACAGCCUUGGAGGCCAUACUCACCUUUCAAGCCAACAAAUGCGGUGGAGUUCGCACUUGCUCGCGCUGAUGACAUCCUUGCCUGGGGCAGGAAGACUUCCCUCUGGCCACUGACAUUUGGCCUGGCCUGCUGUGCAGUGGAGAUGAUGCACAUUGCAGCCCCUCGUUACGAUAUGGAUCGUUACGGUGUUGUGUUCCGUGCAAGCCCUCGUCAAGCUGACGUCAUCAUCGUAGCAGGAACAGUUACCAACAAGAUGGCACCAGCAUUAAGAAAGGUGUAUGACCAGAUGCUGGAGCCUCGAUGGGUCAUCUCCAUGGGAAGCUGCGCCAAUGGCGGCGGAUACUACCACUACUCCUACUCAGUUGUUCGUGGCUGCGAUCGCAUCAUCCCUGUGGACAUCUAUGUUCCAGGCUGUCCUCCUACCGCCGAGGCCCUCAUGUACGGCAUCCUGCAAUUGCAGAGGAAAAUCAAGCGCAUGAAUAUGGCUCAAAUGUGGUACAGAAAGUAGGCUGCAGUUGGCUACUGUAGGGGUUUCAAGUCCACACGUUUUAGGAGUUGUAAUAAAGAUGUGUAAAGUUCUGUCGA
Dermacentor silvarum is the source of this 830-nucleotide messenger RNA. RefSeq names its product NADH-quinone oxidoreductase subunit B-like. Gene Ontology annotation, molecular function: NADH dehydrogenase (ubiquinone) activity; 4 iron, 4 sulfur cluster binding; quinone binding. Gene Ontology annotation, biological process: electron transport coupled proton transport; aerobic respiration; mitochondrial respiratory chain complex I assembly. The record is from RefSeq and is a predicted model, not a curated record. NCBI's taxonomy places the organism in Eukaryota, Metazoa, Arthropoda, Arachnida, Ixodida, Ixodidae.